AUGGCGGUCUGGGGCAUUUCAUUGCUGAUUCUGUCCUUGACGUUUCUGAUACAUCGACACCCACCAAACACAUGGCGCCUGUCAUGGUCUCUCCUUCCGCCUCCCGACUCGAAACAGAUCAAGGCGACCCUCGAAGAAGACGAUGACAAGGAGAAGAGCCAGGCUAAGAGCGACGGUACGGCGGCAGUCAAGCAAGAGAAGGAAGCAGACACAGGGGAACCAGAAGUCAAAGUCCAAGAGGAGAGCGACGACGACCAAAGAACUCCCCAAGCGACGCCCGCCGCUCCCUCAAUCGCUGUCCCCGAGUUCAACCUCGACUCGUCCAACACCAACCUGCAAGAACCAGACACCAAAGACACUAUGCCGCCUCCCUCCUUCCCAGCAGCAGACUCUCAACAACGCGCCAUGCCUCCGCCUCCAAGGCCCUCCCCAAAACAACCAACAGCGCCUUCAUCACUCAUGCCACCACCCUCCUUCCCAGCUCCCAACUCACAACAACGUGCAAACAACUCUUCCUCUCUCAUGCCACCUCCUUCAAGACCAAACCGCUCAAACCUCGGUGUCCCUGCCAUCCCUGCCAGACAACCACCCCUCUCCGCCGCCGCUCAAGCCCGCGCACCACCCCCAAGAAUCGACACGCCAAAGUCCUCUUCCAGCAAGGUAAAACUCGCUCCCGGAUACUCCCCUCUCGACUGGGCCUCCCUAGCUGCAUCCAAGAACCUGUCCAAUGUUUCUUCAUUCACACGAGUUACACCCUCCAUGCUAGCAGAGAAGAAUGGCAGAAAGGGAAAUGAUGCGUGGAGUGUUUACAACGGCAAGGUGUACAACAUUACCCCUUAUGCGCCUUUUCAUCCUGGAGGUAGAGGAGAGUUACUCCGGGCUGCAGGAAAAGACGGGACCAAGUUGUUUAUGGAGGUGCAUCCCUGGGUCAAUUGGGAGGGCAUGUUGAAUUCGUGUCUUGUUGGUGUCAUGGUUUCGGAGAGUGAGGGUGAAGGUCUGGAUGCUAUGGAUUGA
Messenger RNA from Aureobasidium melanogenum CBS 110374, 1014 nucleotides. RefSeq lists its product as uncharacterized. NCBI's taxonomy places the organism in Eukaryota, Fungi, Ascomycota, Dothideomycetes, Dothideales, Saccotheciaceae. The transcript has a single exon. The record is from RefSeq and is a predicted model, not a curated record. Bases 1 to 1014 code for a protein of 337 amino acids.